AUGGACAUCCUCGGCCACAAAACCACAAGGAAUUGUUCAAUCAUCGGCAUGCUGUUCUACGAAACCAUGUGGAAAGUUAAAAAGCCAAGAACUCAAUGGAACCCAGCUUUGGAAAAGGUUUGGUUGAGAUACUUCAGGAGCACAACACUCCGUACCAUAGGGGACAUAAUGUUUGAUAAAUCAUUUCUUUUAUAUAUACAGACGUGGCCAGAAAUAGCUAAGUUCCAGAAUAAGCCCUUUCCCCUCUACGAUAAGCUUGGUGAUCUGUAUGAUGGUGAGCAUGUAGCAGAAGGUAACUUCAAUUUCACAUCAACUGAGGUUACACAAGUGAGUGAUGGUGAUCCCGAAGUUGAAAGAGAGAAGAUUGCCUUCUCUUUUGACCUGAAUCAAUACGAUGAUGAUUUACACAUGUAUGAUGAUCCAAGAGAUGCCGCCCCAAGUGAUGGUCCAAGAGAUGCUGCCCCAAGUGAUGGUCCUAGAGAUGCUGCCCCAAGUGAUGGUCCAAGAGGUGCUGCCCCAAGUGAUGGUUCAAGAGAUGCUACACAAAGAGGUGGUGUUGCUGCUUCAAAUAACAAGCAUGUGAAGGAAUCAAAGAAGGGUAAGAAGCGUGAUGAUCCUAUGGUGGAAGUGAUGGCACAAUAUGUGGAGAUCAAAUGGAAGCAAGCGGAGGAGGAGUCUGCUCUAUUGGCAGGGGCAAAAAAUGCCCAAGAAUUCUCUCUUAAUUAUGCCGCGGAAGAUGAAGAGAGUGUUGCGGUGCUUCUUCGGAGCGAAAUGGCAGAGUUGACUCAACAUAUCUAA
Triticum dicoccoides is the source of this 798-nucleotide messenger RNA. RefSeq lists its product as uncharacterized. The record is from RefSeq and is a predicted model, not a curated record. The transcript is spliced from 5 exons. NCBI's taxonomy places the organism in Eukaryota, Viridiplantae, Streptophyta, Magnoliopsida, Poales, Poaceae. Bases 1 to 798 code for a protein of 265 amino acids.